UCUCUCUCUCUCUCUCUCCGCAGCUUCUUCAAGUUCAAGUUGAAGCUCAAGCUCACGGUCUGAUCUCUUCUUCAAAAAACAGAGAAGAAGAACAGCCCAGAAUCUGCAUCCCCCCCCCCUUUGAAUCUCUUUCUCUUAUCCGCAAUGAGUAAAAUCUCUGUCUUCCUUUGACUCUCUCACCUCUGAACCUUUCGAAAGUUCCCAUCUUUGUAGUUCAUCCCUUCUCUUUUUGAUUCCGAUGAACCGAAGUUCGUUCAUUUCUUCAUCGAUCAAAUGUACAAAUCCCUUUCACCCGAUUCAGCCCCUUGUGUUUUAUUGGAUAAUCUGAGGUUUAUUUAUAUCUCCCUUAUGCUUAAAGCAUUCGAAAGCUUUCAAUCCAAGUCCUUCCUCUCGAACAGCUCUUUCGCUUUCAGCAAGUAACCUCGUCCCCCAAUUGGAUCUUUGUUGUCAAGGUUGAAUGUACUUUAGCUGUAUUUUGAUACUAACUUGAGCAUUUAACCGAGUACAUACUCGAUGGCUUGAAGACUGAAGUUUCCACAGUUCGGACAGAAAGCCCCUCUCUCAUCCCCAGCUGCCCCCCCUACCCACCCACCCCAAACAAGAACGUCCGAUCCCCCCCUUAAAUUUGGUACUUUGUUUGUAUAAGAUUGAUUGAAUUGGGCUUCUUAUGGUUCUCAGUUUUUGGGGUUUUCUGAUAUAACUAGCAAGUUACCAGCUUUUCCUCAAGAAUAUGAGGAAGAAUGCGAACUCCCAUGCUGCGAGAGCAUUUAGUGAUAGAAAAUGGAUAGUCCCCUUCUUUGCAAGCUUGCUCGUAUCGGUUACUCUAUUUCUGUCGUGGAUUUUUGGGCUUUUCAGCUCGCCUUACAGUGGAGAUGAGCUGCAGUUUGAUACCAUUUCAUUCAUUAAAUCCGAGGAUUCAGGUGGGCUGUUUAUAGAAUCAGAGUUGGAGAAAGAAGUAGAUACUAAUGAGCAUUCGGGUUGGGAGCCGCCUAGAUUAGCCUAUCUUAUUUCGGGCACGAAAGGGGACAGUCAGAGGAUGAUGAGAACAUUACAGGCUGUAUAUCAUCCUAGGAACCAGUAUAUUCUUCAUCUGGAUCUCGAGGCCCCGCCUCGGGAAAGAUUGGAUUUGACCCAGUCGGUUAAGAGUGACCCAACUUUUCGGGAAGUGGAGAAUGUGAGAGUAAUGGCUCAAUCGAAUUUAGUCACCUAUAAGGGGCCUACGAUGAUUGCCUGCACCCUCCAAGCCAUUGCAAUUAUGUUGAAGGAGAGCUUGGAGUGGGAUUGGUUUAUCAAUCUCAGUGCUUCAGACUAUCCUCUUGUCACUCAGGACGAUCUGCUUUAUGCUUUCGCCAAUAUAUCCAGAAGUCUUAACUUUAUCGAACAUUCUCAGAUUUCUGGGUGGAAAUUGAGCCAUAGGGCAAAGUCCAUAAUUAUCGAUCCUGGUUUGUAUCUAUCCAAAAAAACUGAUAUAUCUUGGACAACUCAACGGCGGUCACUUCCUACUUCUUUCAAGCUGUAUACAGGGUCGGCAUGGGUGAUGCUGAGCCGUUCGUUUCUCGAGUAUUGCAUAUGGGGGGUGGACAACCUUCCUCGUACCAUCCUAAUGUACUAUGCGAACUUCGUGUCCUCACCAGAGGGCUACUUCCACACAGUUAUUUGCAGUGCUGAGAAAUAUCGCAGGACCGCCAUAAGUCAUGACCUUCACUACAUUGCCUGGGACAAUCCCCCAAAGCAGCAUCCCCGCUAUUUAUCUAUUCAGGACUUCGAUAAAAUGCUUAAAAGCAAUUCCCCCUUUGCUCGAAAAUUUCCCAAAGACGACCCGGCACUGGACAAGAUUGAUAAGGAGCUCUUGGGCCGAACUGGCCGGUUUGCUCCUGGGGCUUGGUGUGUUGGGAGUGCGGAUGGUGGGAUGGAUCCAUGUUCAGUCCGGGGUGAUGAUUCGUUAUUCCGGCCUGGGCCUGGCGCUGAGAGACUGCAGGAGCUGCUUCAGAGCCUAUUAUCUGAAGAGUUCCAAAGCAAGCAGUGCUCUUAAAAGGGGGGAAAGGGUAGAACACGUGUAUGUACAUUGGUGUAUUCAUAGGAUGUCACGCAUUUCAGCUGUAAAACAACAAAAUUUUGUCCAUCUAAUUAAUGAAGCUGCAAAUGUCCUUUUCCUGCACCAAA
Molecule: messenger RNA, 2163 nt
Organism: Punica granatum (pomegranate)
Lineage: Eukaryota; Viridiplantae; Streptophyta; Magnoliopsida; Myrtales; Lythraceae
Source: RefSeq, a predicted model, not a curated record